Messenger RNA from Styela clava, 18226 nucleotides. The record is from RefSeq and is a predicted model, not a curated record. NCBI's taxonomy places the organism in Eukaryota, Metazoa, Chordata, Ascidiacea, Stolidobranchia, Styelidae.
UCACACUUCUGGGAUUGAAGUCUGUUUGGUAAUAUAAGUUCCGAAUGUGCAUUUCGACUUCGGCCUUGUUGCGUUUCACUUUUUUUAGUAUAAUGUAUAUAUAUGCAUAAUAGACUUAUGCGAAUCAACAUUUCCAGUAAAACCACGAAAAUACAUUACGUGGGAUUUAUGUUAUUUGAUAAGGAAUGCUUGACACAUAGCUCGUUGACGCAACAAUUUUAAUUUCAUUGUAGAAUGAUUUGUACAAAACUAGACAAAUAUAUCUACCCCACCAAAAUACUUAUAAAGCGUAAUAUAUAACUUUUAAAUUCGCCUGUAGAAAGUCGACCACUAAUGAAGUUGUGGAGCCCAUAUUCGUCUGAUAUACAACAUACCAAGACAAAUGUUUCAAAUCAACGUUAUUGAAUGAAAAAAGUUAUCCGUCAACUUUCAACGUCUUUUUGUCGUGGUAAUGUAACCAACUUUACCUUACGUAGCUACCCUUGCCCAAUUCAACAUAAAGGAUAUUUUUAUUUAUUUUUAAUUUAACUAAAUAUAUAGUCAAAAAAUAGACUUUUUCUCUUUUAGUCUGGUUUUUAAAAUUGUAACAUUUUCACUAUUUAUGUUGAGAUCCUUUCAUCAGGUAAGAACCACUGCGCGGUUUUGCUAUUUCGAAUCUUCAUCAUCUUCUAUAUUUGGAUUCCCCCCAAUUUACCAUGGUUUAUAUUGAAUCCAUCCAUCCAUUAUCCAUUUAUAUUCCGCUUUGUGGAGUCGGCGUCUAUCUGAAGUUAGUUUAUUUGAUGUAUAUAUGUAUUGUAUGAACGAUUAUAUGAUCAUUGAAUUGUGUAAAAUACACAGCGUUUAUUUAUUCGAUAAAAAAUGAUAAUGAUUGACUGUGUUUUGCGUUUUUACGAACUACGUUAGGUCAUAUUUAUAGUGUGGGUGAUUCACACUUGACCAAACUGAGCAUGAGACAAAGAAUUCGAACGCGUCAAGUAGUGCGAAAGGAUACUUCAAAUAAUGAAAACGUUCUUCAAAAUCGAUCGAAUUUUUAAACGUAAAUAGCGUAGUCAAGGAAAUGGUCUUUAUAAUAACUUUGUACAGUAGAUGACUAUUAUUCCGAGACGUUAUCUCAUAUUGCUGAAUAUUUAAAGUGGAUUCAGGUAGAUCAAUUGCGUCUUCAAUUAUGGAUGAAGUUUAAUCGACAAGGUGGCGUUGAACGAGUUUACCGUCAGCUUAGAACUUGCGAUUUAGCCCCGUAGAGAGGCAUAGCAUUAUGAUUAUAAAACUGCUCAUAGCAAAGACUAGUUAUUGCAGAUGGCUCAUCGUAUUGGUUUUAGCUGAUAUUGUCACUAGUGAAACUGGAAGUUAUCCGCCUAACGAUAACAUCGGCCUAUACAGGCCCAUAUCUACUAACGGUGACACAACAUGCGGAACUUCUGCGCCGGGAUCUUACUGCCAACCCGCCGCAGAUGAUCAUGGACUGGCAGGUAGGGCCUGCAACAAAAGAAGAUGCAAUUUAGAAUGUCCCGGAAGAGACCGUGUUACUGAUGGCCAAUUACGUUUCAUUAAUGUUAUGGAUGGAAACUUACAAAACUGUAUUACGCCCAAUUACGAGGAUACUCGGGGAACUGGAAAAGCAUCAUUUGAUUUUCAAAAUCACCCAACCUGUUUUGCCCAGCCUACGAAUGUUUUGCGAACGGGUACUGCUCCUGGCCAAUUCACCCUAGCUGUAUGGAUAAAACAGCGUCGUCGUAACGCCGGGGUGAUUUUAGAAAAAAUCGCGAGUCCAAGACCGGGAUACCAGAGACAAGUUGUUCUCAGCGUCAUGGUGGGCGCGUUUUCAAUACUGAUGCAGUUCAGAGGAACAGAUGGACGAUCUCAUGUUCAACUAUUGAAAGCGCCAGUAUCUCCUUCGAGAUGGCAUCACGUUACUUUGCAGGUAUACAACACAACAGCUAAUGUAUUUCUGGAUGGACUUGGUGAAGAUGAAACGCCAUACCUUUCUGAAACAUUAGAUUUUCCUAUUGCAGAUAUAAAUUAUUCACCCAUCGUCAAAAUUGGUCAAAGAAUGGCAGAAUGGAAUGACACGAGUGAAAUGGCUUUAUAUCUUCAAGAAAAUUUUCCAGAAUGGUCAAAUACAACUGGCCAAUUUGUGGGUCGGUUACAUGACUACAGAUGGUAUGAACAAGCGCUUACCAACAGGGAAAUACAAGAAAUAUAUUCUGGUGUUUUUAAGGAGUUGAAUGUCCAAUCAAACUGCUUGUGUCCUAUGGGUUAUCCUAGAGUUCAUCCACUAAAAGAAAGAUACUGCAUUCCAAAUGGUUUACCAGACACAACUGAAGACAGAAGACUUCGCUUACAUGAAGACGCACAUCCUUUAGGUUACAUUAAUGAUGGUGAUUAUGGAACAUUCUGGAUUUCAUCAAACUUCUAUAUGCCUGGUGGUGUGACAAUGACUAUUGAUAUGGAAAAUGGAGAAUAUCAGAUUUUUAGCCUCAUCAUACAGUUCCAUAGUCCACAACCACAAGCCAUCACAUUUUCAAGAUUGUCAAAUAAAACUACAGAAGGAACAUGGAAACCAUGGGGUCAUUUUGCUGAUGACUGCUACCCAAGAUUUAAGAUGCAAGAUAAUGAACCCCUGAAAGAACCUGAUUCGUUUAAUUGCAUGACUUUUCCGCCGGUUGAUGAUAUUCCACACUUGAACAACAAUGUGACUUUCAAUUUGUUAUCUGAUGCUCCAUUCAAAAGACCCGGAAAAGAUGAUUUUUAUAACAAUCCAAUUUUGAUGAAUUUUGUCAGGGCAGAAAAGAUUCGAAUUCGCAUGCAGUACCAAUAUUUUACACUUCGGCCUGAAGUUGCUGUUGGACAUCAAGUUUAUUUGAUAAGGGAAAUAAAAAUUAUUGGAAGAUGCAACUGUCAUGGGCAUGCAGAUGCAUGUGAUACAACCAAAAAUCCAUAUCAGUGUAGGUGCAUACCAAGGAGUAAUACUGGUGGAAAUUUGUGUGAAAAAUGUUUGCCUCUGUACAACAAUAAACCUUUUCAUGAAGGAACUCAAACAGAAGCAUUUGAUUGUCAGCCAUGUGAAUGCUAUGGCCAUGCUGAUAGUUGCCAUUAUGAUGAAACAUUAGAUCCAUUUCCUAAUGAUUUUUACAGUGGGGGAGGUGGUAGAUGUGACAAUUGUAAACAUCACACCACAGGAAUAAAUUGUGAAAAAUGUGCAGAGUUUUAUUUUCGAAUGGAAGAAACCUCACUUGAUGAUUCUAAAGUUUGUUUAUCUUGUGAUUGUCAUGCAUUUGGUGUCGUGAAUGGAACGAUGGAUUGUGAAAAAAUUGGUGGUCAGUGCAAGUGCAAGUCCCAAGUUUUGGGUAGAACAUGUGGUGUGUGCAAUGAUGGUUAUUAUGAUUUGGAUGUAUCAAAUCCUGAAGGUUGUAAACUUUGUCAAUGUCAUUUGCCUGGGACUACCGACAGAAAUUUCAAAUGUCAGCAGGUCGGAGGACAGUGCAGUUGCAAAGUUAAUGUAAAAAGUAGAACUUGUUCUGAAUGUAAAAGUGGAUUUAAGAAUCUUAGGGAUUCAAAUUCCAAAGGAUGUGAAGCAUGUAACUGUCAUCAACUUGGUGCAAUUGAUCAAUAUUGUAAUCCAAAUACAGGAGACUGUUCGUGCAAACCUAAUGUGGAAGGAAUGCAUUGUGAUGUUUGUGAGAAUGGAUUUUGGAAGUUGACUUCAAGAGGAUGUGAACCAUGUGGAUGCGAUCAGGGUGGCACUGUCCCUGGUACAGUUUGUAACAAGAUUACCGGUCAAUGCAAAUGCAAAGCCAACACAGAAGGAAGAACCUGUAACAUUUGUAAAGAUGUUUAUUACAAUCUGGAUGCGAACAAUGAACAGGGAUGUGAAAACUGUAGAUGUGAUCCAAGAGGAACUAUUGAUGGUUCAUUAGUUUGUGAUAAAGUUACUGGACAGUGUGAUUGUAAAUCGAAUGUUGAAGGAAGAACAUGUAAUUUAUGCAAACGAAACACUUUUGGACUGGAUUGGUCACUGGAUGAAGGCUGCCAGAAAUGUAACUGUGAUCCAACAGGUACUGAACUCGGAGAUAAGAAAGCUCCUGAAGAAUUAGUAUGUGAUGCAAAUACUGGAAAAUGUACCUGCUUGACAAGCAGAGAGGGAAGAAGAUGUGAUAUGUGCUCACCUGGAUACUAUAUUCCAUCUGAUGGGACACAUGGGUGUUAUGACUGCAACUGUCAUUCCUAUGCAAGUACAAGUCAAAUAUGUAGUAACACAACUGGACAAUGCCCCUGCAAGGUAGAUGCUGGUAUUACUGGAAGAAUGUGUGAAUUAUGUGCAGAUACCUUUUGGAAUUUUCAUCAUUUAUUUGGUUCAUGUGAACCAUGUGGCUGUAAUAAUAAAGGAAGCAUCAAUGACACAUGCAACACUAUCACAGGAACUUGCAGUUGCAAAGGAAAUGUUAUUGGUGAUAAAUGUGAUGAAUGCAGAGAAGGUUCAAGUUAUUUAACAGCUGAAAAUCCAAUGGGAUGCUAUUCUUAUCCUGAACAACAAGCACCACCCAUUGAGCUCAACAAAACAUCAUCUUGGAUUAAACUGGAAUGGAAUGCACCAGAUUUGCCGAAUGGAGACAAUCUACAAUAUAGGCUGUACAGGAAUAGUGAACUUGUUUAUUCUGUGAAUGAUUCUGAGCCUUUUUCAACAAUAAGUUACAAUGAUACAUAUCUUCUGCCAUAUACAAAUUAUGAUUAUUACAUUGAAACAAGCAACAUGGGUGGGAUAGCACAGAGUGCUGAAGUCAGUUUUCGUACAAUAGCUGGAAUUCCUACUGGUGUUCCGCCUCUGACUGUGAAAAAUGUCAGAAGUACAAGUGCUGUUUUUUCAUGGCAGGAGCCUUCAGUUGCUCAUGGACCCAUUGAAAGAUACGUUUUACAGUCUCUAGACACAGAAGAUUUUCGCCAUCCAGAAGAGCACUAUUCAGGAUUAGAAAUGGAAGUUGAAAUUGAAAAUCUUCGACCUUUUGUAAAUUACACUUUUAUUGUACGAGCUUGUACAAGUGGUGGUUGUGGUGAUAGUAUGCCAAUCAUUGUAGUUACACCUGAAGACAAACCAAAAAGGCAACCAGAGCCAACUAUUACUGCAAUUUCUAACUCAACUCUUCUUAUAGAGUGGGGGCCACCAGAAAAACCCAAUGGUGUGAUUCAGCGAUAUGAAGUUUUGAUGCGAGGCAAGCCAGAUGAAAAUGGAAUCCAUAGUCCACUACAAAGAGUUGCUUUUACAACAAUUGGAUAUUAUAAUCCUCGGCCACAACCUGCUGGUGCAUAUAUGCCUAUAGAAGAACCUGAAACAAAUUUUACUAUGGAUGGACUUCAACCUUUUACGGAAUAUCAAUUUCUGGUUCUGUCUGCAAAUAGCAUUGGCUCAACUGAAAGUCCUUGGACAACAGGAAGGACUCUAGAAGGAAGUCCUGUAUUCAUUGACAAACCUCGAGCAUGGGCUGUUUCAUCAUCUCAAGUAAAUAUCACAUGGCAAUCUCCUGAUCCUGUAACAGAAGUAAGAGGUGAUGUAAAAUGGUAUCAGGUACUGUGGAGGAAAAACAACAUCAAUCCAUAUGCACCACCUACAACCGAUGUGGUGCUUUUCUCAGAUCCUCGAAGACUUCAAUUUUUAGCAAAUAAUCUUGAUCCGUAUGUUAAUUACACAUUUCUUAUAAAUAUGUGCAAUCAUGUAUCAUGUGUAAAAAGUGACAAAGUAACUGUCCAGACCUUACCUGCAGCACCCGAGGGACAAAAUCCACCAACUCAAGACGGAGAAGACACCAAUUUAAUUUUUUUGUCAUGGACUUUGCCAGAAAAAGUAAAUGGUCCAGAUCCUAGAUUCACUUUAUAUAAAUCUCCAGUUUCUUUUUCUACACCACCAACUGAGAUGAGACGUGGAAUUAGGUUUCCUGGUGAUUCUUAUUUGAAAUUCUCACCUGAUAUUUUACCAAUAGAUGAAUCAUACAGUGGAAUUCAACUCAAGUUUAGAACAUUGCAAGAAAAUGCAUUACUCUUUUUUGCUGCUUCAAAACCUGAUACUGAUUACACACGUCAUGAAUAUUUGGUUCUUCAACUUCGUAAUGGACGACCUUGGUUUUUAUUCGACCUUCAAAACUCGCCUACAUCUGUAACAAUAGAUAAUGAUGAUAUUAAUGAUCGUUACAAUGAUGGAAAAUGGCAUAGACUUGAAGUAAAUCGCUUUGGACAGAAUGGAUAUCUUGAGUUAGAUACUAUUUGGAAAGGCUCUGGAUCAACUCGUAGUCCGGCGAGGGUUUAUGGCGCAAGUGAGAUUGUGUAUAUUGGAGGUUUACCUGCUGAAUUUAAUGUUGCUCGUCCACAUGAUCGCGGAAGUAUGGUUGUUGUUACUGAAGGUUUUGUUGGUUGUAUCAAAGAUAUAUUAGUUCAGAGAAAUGGUAGACUACAAGAUUGGACCAAUGUUUCUUUUAGUGAUGCAAUAGAAGUUCAUAGGACUUAUGAUGACUGGCAAGGAUGUCCUGAUGUACUGGAUAUGCCUGCAGUCCAUUUUCUUGGAAGAGGUUACUUGCAAUUAGAAAACCCAUUUAACAUGUCUAAUGCUGAUACUUGGUCAGUGCGUAUGCAAAUUCGUGUGGCAUUCUCUUCUGGAAUAAUAUUUUAUGCAUCAGGAAGAUCAAAAAAUUUCAUGCUGGGAACUCUGAACAAUGGCACAUUGAGAUUUAUCAUAUCAAUCACUGAAGAUGACUACCAUGAAGUAACGCUUGAUCCUAGCACUCUUCCUGUUAAAAUAUCUCUAUGCGAUGGAAAUUGGCAUUUGAUAGAAUUUCGAAAUGAUAAUGGUCAGUUAUUACUCACACUUGAUGAUCAUGCAGAAAUUGGACCUAGGUUAAAUCCAGAGUACAAAGGAAUUGAUCUUCGACGUAAAUUUUAUAUGGGUGGAAUCGAAAAACAUUUGUUGAGUGGCUCAUCCUAUUUACUGAAAUAUUUUGAUGAAGAUGGUCGUUCGUUCGGAGGUUGCAUACGAAAUGUGUUUAUUAAUCUUGUUGAGAUAAAUAUUAUUUCAAUGACAAAAACAGCAUAUAAUGUUGAUUUGGAUGGAUGCCCAAUUGGGGCUCGUAAUUCUCAUGUUCUUUCUGGCUCUGGAGGAAGUGGAGAAAUUUCAGGUUUAAGCAGUGGUACAUUUUUAGAAGAAAGUGAUGUUUCUCUUGCAAAACAUUCAUGUGAAAAAGGAUCAUUAAAGGUUAUAUAUGAAGGCUCUGGGUUUCAAUUUAAUAGCUCUGAAUUGCAUCCCUUCACACAAUAUCUGUAUCGUGUUAUGACAAGUAAUGAUGGUGGUGAUACAAGAAGUGCAUGGAAAAUAAUGCGUUCUGGAGAAGGUAUUCCAGAAGUUGUUGGGAGUCCAUAUGAUGUUAGGCACAUAAGUGGAUAUAUUGUAGAAGUUAUGUGGCGUCGUCCAUAUCAUUCUAAAGGCGUUGUUGUGAAUUACACUUUGUCUGCAAAACCGCUGGAAGAAGAUUUGCCUGCUUCUAAUUACACUAUUGACACUGUAUUUGAUGGAGAGUCAUAUUCUGGGAACAUAACAACUCUUCAACCUUGGGGGAGAUAUGAAGUAUUUCUUGCCGCAUGUACCAAAAUUGGUUGUACAAGCAGUAUAGCAGGAUUCAGUUUUGUUACAAACCAGGAAGCUCCUCAAGGUGUACAAGCACCGACAGCUGCUGUUACAAAAAUUUCUAUGACUUUGAGUUGGCAUGAACCUAAUCAGCCAAAUGGUAAAAUUACAAGUUAUACAUUACUUCACAACAGCACAAUGGUCUACACUGGGAAUGCAACACAACAUACUAUUGAUGGUCUUGCAACCUUUCAACAACAGCGAUUUAAACUUGAAGCUUGUACUAAAGCAGGGUGUAAUUCAAGUAAAGAAGUUACAAUUUAUUCAGCCCAGCUUCCACCUGGUCAUGUUGAUGCUCCGAUGCUAUCAAUUCUCGGUCCAAAUGCAAUUGAAUUAAGAUGGCUUGAACCUGCAAUUUUAAAUGGUAUAUUCCAACGCUAUGUUGUUUAUCUAUCAAAAGUUAAAGGAGAUUUAGGGGAUGUGGUGUACAAUAGCACGGAACCUUCUCUAGAAUGUGAAUUACAUGAAUUGCUAGCGGGAAUGGAAUACUUCAUCACAUUAGAAGCUUGCACAGGAGGUGGUUGUAAGCAAAGUACUUCAUCUCCUAUUAGAACUACUGAAAGUGUUCCUGAGGAUAUUCCUGCACCAACUGUGAUAUCUCGUUCACCUUUUUCAUUUGAUGUAACAUGGCACGAACCUAAAAAACCAAAUGGCAUCAUAAAGAAUUAUACUUUGUAUUUUGAUUAUGAACCAAGAUACACCACAAAAGAACCCUCGGCACGACAUAUUGAGAAAUUAACGCCAUAUAGUCGACAUUACUUUCGUGUACAAGCUUGCACAGUGCAGGGCUGUGCGUUUAGUACUCUUAUUGAAAACAGGACCAUGGAAAGUAAACCUGAAGGCAAAGUUGUAGUUUCAGUGACCAUUGUUAACUCGCGAGAAAUUGAUACAAAGUGGAAUAUGCCAGUCAGGCAAAAUGGAAUCAUGAAUUAUAGCGUGUCUUGUACUGGGUUGUUUUUCAAAAACCAUGCAAAGCGUGAUUUCAGAGAAGUGCACGAAAAACGAAUACUACACAUUGGUGGAAAAGCGGAUCAAUGGAUUCGCAUAGAAGGGCUCUUGCCCUACACAGAUUAUGUUGUUCAAGUUAAUGCUUCAAAUUCGAAAGGAUUUGUGAUAAGCAACAUGCGAACUGUAUCAAUGCCUCCUGGUGCUCCUGAUGGUGUUGAAAACCCUGAUCUUCUUCCUACUAGUCCUUAUGAAAUAGUCGCAACAUGGAAAGAUCCAGCUCGGAACAAUGCACCUGGAAAUGCAUAUUUUCAACUGCAAUAUCGUCGAGUAACACCAUUGGAGAAUGAAAAAGAUGCUUUUUCUAAAAGAACAAGACAAAUGAGUUUCACUCUCAGAGAUUUAAAACCAUAUGAAGAAUAUGAAUUUCUUCUUAUUGCAAUAAACAGCUUUGGAUCAACUUCCUCAGAAUGGACUCGAAUACACACACAACAAACUUCACCACAAUUUGUUGCAAAACCCUAUGUUUAUGACAUUUUACCAUGGUCGUUGUCUUUAAAAUGGAAGCCACCUGCAGUACCAAAUGGAGUAGUUCAAAAUUAUACCAUAUAUGAAACAGAUGAAAUGAUUGUCUCAUUGCCUAACAAUAUUACACACUACAUUGCCGAGAAUUUACAACCAUUUAAUUGGUAUAAAUAUGUUGUUGAAGCUUGUACAGAAGGUGGUUGUCGAAAAAGUGAUGUGGCAUCUGUACAAACAGCAGCUACUGCACCAGAGGGUUUAUUGCCACCUGAAGCUCGUUCUGAAUCUCCCACGUCAAUAUUUCUUACAUGGAAACCUCCAGUAAAACUUAACGGUAUUCUGGAUAAUUACAUUUUGGAAAGAAAAUUGCACAACGUAUCUACUUUUAAUGACAGUGUUUUUGAAGCAAGUGUGCUGGGUUCAUUUGUACCAACGCAAUCAUUGAGAUACUUGGAUGAUGCCGAUUUACUUCCAUAUACAACAUAUCAGUAUCGAAUAACAAGUUCAACUAUUGGUGGAAAAUCCAUAACAAGUAACUGGACAAGUGUCACAACAAGACCUGGAAGACCAGGUGGAGUACCACAACCCAGUGUCACAAUUUUAUCAGCAAGGAGUGUGCUUGUUGAAUGGAAAUCUCCUCCAACUACCAAUGGACCAGUUACAAGAUAUGAAGUUUUGUUUCCUGAUCCACAAUAUGUAGUUAAUGACACAGAAACUCUCAACCUGACUGUCGAUGAUCUGAUCCCAUACACAGAUUAUCAGGUAUCAGUUCUUGCAUGUACUGAUGGAGGAUGUUCAGAAAGUUUCAAGACUGAUAUCACUACUUUCACAACUGUUCCUGACCAACUGGAUCCUCCUAUCGCAACUCCCAUCAGUGAAAGUUAUAUUGCUGUACAAUGGAAACCUCCAAAAUAUCCGAAUGGUCCAGGUAUAUUUUAUGAGCUGACAAGAACUAAAUUAUCUCAACCACUCGCUGAACUUGUACCUGGUGAUAUAAACAUACCUUUGACAAUUUAUAAGGGAACUGAGCUUUCAUACCAAGACAGAGAAUUGGAGAGAUUUACAACAUUAUCUUAUGUUCUUUCUUGUUUUAAUGUUGAUGGUUCUGUUGUUUCAAAUGCAACAAAUGUAACAACACUAGGGGGAAUCCCAUUGCGAUCACCAAUUCCUGAAGCCACCGUUCAUAAUCAUACAAGUAUUUUUGUAACAUGGACACAGCCUAGUAUCUUUGAUAUCCAGGGCGAAGUUUCUCUGUAUUUCAUUCGAUAUGAACCAGAUAAUGAAAUGGAAAAAAAUUUUGUUCUUGAGCCAGAUGAGUUAUCUGCGACAUUACCCAAUCUUCAUCCAGGAACCAAUUAUUCAAUAGUAUUAACUACUUUCAAUGGAGCUCACAAUAUUUCAUCGGAUAGCAUAUUUAUUAAAACUAAAGAUGGAGCACCUGAAGGGGUAUAUCCUCCCGUUGUUUAUAGUCUCAGUGCAUCUGAAUUGCAUGCAAGUUGGUUGGAACCUGAACAUCCAAAUGGAGAAAUCACAGAAUAUAGCAUUAUAAUUGAUGACGUGAAAAUCCCAAUGACAUCUAAACACCCAAGCUCUUAUAUUCUCAAUAAUCUUCAACCAUUCACAGUUUACAAUCUGCAGAUGGAAGCUUGUACUAAAUAUGCCUGUGCAAGAAGCAAAAAAAGUCAAGCAACAACACAGGAAACACUUCCAAUGGGAAUUGACAAACCUUUGAUUAAGAUUCUUAGCUCUAACAAAAUUGAACUGAAAUGGAUUCCACCAGAGAAAUCAAAUGGAAUUUUAAGGUCAUAUGAAGUGAGGCGGAGGAGUUUGCUGCCAUGUAAUCAAAUGAAUGCAACACUAUUGAAUCAUGGAGUGAGUAUAUUGCUGGAUCAUGAAUGGAAAAGGGAAUCUGAAAAAAAUGACAGGAUAUGUAGCUAUGUCAAAUGUAAAAAGAAUGAAAAAUCAUGUGGAAGCAGUUGUUAUUCACCAUCAACGAAAGUUUGUUGUGAAGGACAGUUAUAUUUUCGAAGUGCUGGUUUUGAAUGUUGCGGUAAGAAAUAUAUCAAAGCUAAAGUAAAUGCAACUGAUGUUUGUUGUUCUGGAAGAUAUUUUCCUUUUAUGAGAAACUAUAAAUGCUGUGGCAAGAGAUAUGUUAAAGUUUUAUCAGGAGAAGUUUGUUGUGAAGACUCAAAUGAAGACAGGGUAUCAGUUGGUGCCGGAGAUUCAUGUUGUGGUGUCGUUCCAUUCUAUUCUAACGGAAUUCAGAUAUGUUGUAAUAAUAAAUUACAUGACGGAUUCAAGAAAAAGUGCUGUGGGAAAGAGGUUGUUAAUGCAGAUUUCAUAUGCUGCGGAAGUGAAGAUGAUGCAAAAGUUUUCCAAAAGAAAAUAAAUCAUAAAUGUUGUGGAAAUGAAUAUAUUUCAACUCACACAUCAUUGUGUUGUAAAGAUAGCAACUCAGAACAAGAAAUGGUUCACUCAUUUGAUGACAUGAAUUCUGAAACACGGCAGAAGAAAUGUUGUUCCACGCAGCUUAUAUCUGCGGGUAUGAAAUGCUGUAAUGGACGAGGUUAUGAUUCAAAUAUUCAUGUUUGUGCUGAUGUUGGCACUAUUGCUCCUACAUCUGGAUUACUACGAUGUGGUUCUGGGUCUAUUUGUUCUAUAAAUCAGGCACCUGGGGCUUUCUGUGACAGGUGUGACUUUGACUUGAAUGCAUAUGAUUGCUUCAUAUCAAAAGAAAUAUCACCUGAAAACAGUCUUCCUGAGAAUGUUGGAUCGAUGUGUGCAACUUCUUAUAUUACUGUUUAUACAGGAACACCUGAAAAAUUGUCAUUUACAGAUGACGCAGUAGAUGCCUUUACUAGGUAUGAAUAUAAGGUUAUUGUUUCAAACAAAAUGGGAUCUACUGAUAGUGAAUCUGUUGCUAUUACAACAUUCGAAUCAAUACCUGAAGAAGUAUCUCCUCCACAAUGGACAUCAAAUAAUCAGGAUACCAUAUUAUUAUCAUGGAAAUCACCAAAGAAACCAAAUGGUGUAAUCACAAAAUAUGCUCUUAUGAGAGAUGGACUUGAAAUAUGGACUGGACUUGCUUUUAAACAUACUGAUUCGUUUCAAAUAUUGCCUUUCAGAAGAUACUCAUAUGUUGUGAAGGCUUGCACGUAUGUUGGAUGUGGUAGCAGUCCACCAGCUGAAGCUACGAGCAUACAAGGAGUGCCAAACAAAAUUCAAAGUCCACUAUUAAAUGUUUUAUCGCCGAACAUUAUUUCAAUCACAUGGGCACCACCAACGGAAGCAAAUGGAUUGAUUACAAAAUACACUCUGAAUGAAACAGAUACUGGAACAAUUUAUACUAUAGAUCCAGUGGUUGACGAUUCAGUUUUAUCAUAUCAGCAUGAAAAUCUUGAGCCAUAUUCAAAACAUACCUAUGUCUUAACUGCAUGCACCAUUGCUGGUUGUACAACAAGUGAUGAGGUUUCAGCAACAACAUCUGAAAUGAAACCUGAAGGAGUUUGGAAGUAUCCUGCAUCCCUUGUAAUAGACAUGUCAACUGUGGAAUUGUUUUGGACAGUACCAGAAAAACCAAAUGGAGUAAUACGAGAAUAUAGAUUGAUGCGCCAAAAAGUUUCAAAGGGAAAAGACAGUAACAACAUUCAGCAAAUGCAGUUCAUUUACCAAGGUGGUCCUCAACAAUUGAAUUACACGGAUUCAACGCUUCAAUCUGGAUCAAUAUACGAUUAUGAGCUCAUAGCAAUCAAUGGAGCUGGAUUUGGAAAAAGCAAUCUACAUCAAGUUAAAAUGCCGGAAAGCAUUCCUCAUGUUCUUCCAAAAUUAGAUAUUCGAGUUACAGGCUCAAAUACAUUGUUUGCAGAAUGGUCACUGAAUCCUGAUGAAUUUCCAGCUAAAUAUAGAUAUUCAAUAAUUAUUAGAAAAGACGAUAUGCAUUCUGAUCACCAUUCUAAGGGUGGAGGUCAUAGAAGAUCAAAAAGAAGUGUUAAUGAUGAUGGAGAUUCUGCAAAUGAUGAUGAUGAUGACAAACCAUUGCUUAUGUAUUCUGCUGGUCACAACAACACAUAUGUUAUUGAAAAACUGGCUCCAUACACAUUGUACAGAGUCAGAGUUCGUACAUGUUUGCCAGAAGAUGAAGAUGACGUAAAUUGUGUCACUGGUGAUGAAAAGUUAGUACGCACAUUGCCAGCACCUCCUGAAGAACAGUCACCACCUGUAUUGAAAGCAGUUGGUCCACGAGUUAUUGAUGUAUCAUGGAAACCACCCGAAAAACCAAAUGGCAUUCUUACAAAAUAUGAGAUUUAUCGGCGUGAUACAUCUCAGAAUUCACACGAGAAAAUUGUGUUCAGUACAGGAGAUAUUCAGAGAAAUUGGUUCACGGAUUCUGAUGUUGAGCUUCUACCAUAUACAAGAUAUGAGUACAGAGUUCGAGUCAGUAACAAUGAAGGAGUUGCAGAUAGUACAUGGGCUGAUAUUACCACACUAGAAGAUAAACCACAUGGUAUAAAAUCACCAACUGUAUCAGCUAUAUCAGCAUAUGCUGUUCGAGUUAUUUGGGAAGCACCUGAGAGGCCAAAUGGAAAUAUUGUGAGUUAUAGCCUGGAGUAUAGAGAUGAACCAAAUGAUCCCACAAUGAGUCGACAUUUAGAGAAAGCAGUCACUGUUCCAUCAACAUUGCGUGAAACUCAUAUUAGUGGACUCAAACCAUUCACUGGCUAUGAAGUUAGAUUGGUUGUUACAAAUGGUGCUGGAAUGGAAGCAAGAAGUGAUUGGGUUUCUGUGCGAACAUCUGCAGCAGCACCUAAUAAUGUUGGAAAUUUUUCUGUGACAAGAAUGGAAGAUGGACAAUCAUUGAUGUUGACUUGGGAUCCACCUGCUAUUACGAAUGGAGAGAUAAUGAUUUACAACAUCUAUGAAUAUGGUGAUGACAAACCACUGCAAAGUCAAUUGUUCAGACAAUAUCAUCUCAGACGGUUGAAGCCUUUCACAAAUUAUACUUUGCUACUUGAAGCUUGUACUGGACAUGACUUGUGUACAACUUCACCUCCACAAACAUUUACAACAGCAGAAACAGCCCCCGAUAUGCAGCCAGCACCUUCUGUCACCCUGGCAAAUACAACAGCUAUAACAUUGUUUUGGACAAGGCCAAAGGAAUUGAAUGGAAUUUUAACUAGUUAUAAAGUGAUCAGAAAUGAAAUUCCACGAUCAUAUUAUCAGUCUUCAUUCCGUCGAGAAAGACGUUCAUUAAAUCUAAACAAAGGAUAUUAUUAUUUGAUGGACGAUGAUCAAUGGAUGAAUGAAGAAGAUUCAAUAUUACAUGGAUAUUCUUCUUAUAGUACAUUACAUAGAGUGAGAAGAGCAAUUGGAGAUAACAAAAACGAAGAAGAUGACGUGAAUGUCAUUCAUCAAAUUGAUAAUCCAACUCAGAAUUCAUACAAUUACACAGAUGUUAAUUUAAAACCAUUUACAAAAUAUGAAUACAAGAUCAGAAGUAGUACAAAUGCGGGGUUUGUGGACAGUGAAUGGGUAACUGCAGAAACACAUCAAUCUUCUCCAUCUGGUUUGGCAGCUCCUAUCAUAGAAUAUACUUUGGACCAUAAGCCUACAAAAUUGAUUGUAAAAUGGAGUCUCCCAGAAGAAUUGAAUGGCAUUUUACAGACUUUCAGAGUUCAAAGAAACUCGAGUAUUCCACUCAGUUUUCCAACCACACAAUUUCAAUUUACAGAUACUGAUUUACAGCCAUACUCAUUGUACAGUUAUUCUGUUACUGCAUGUACAGCUGGCGGAUGUGUUGAAAGUCCAAUCAGUGUAAAAAGAACUUUAGAAGAAGCUCCAUCCUUUGUAUCACCUCCACUUGUUGUUUCAAUCAACUCAACAGCACUGCAUGUUGAAUGGAGUCAACCAACAAUUACUAAUGGUGUGAUUCAACGCUACCAAGUAUAUGUUGAUGAAAGACUAAAAUUUGAAGGUCUUGCUAUGGAAACACUUGUUGGGCAACUGAUGCCAUACACACUGUAUUCAGUUUCUGUUGCUGCUUGCACUAGUAGUGGAUGUCGAAGAAGUGACAAUAUUGUAGCUCGAACAUCAGAGGCUGCACCAGAAAUUAUGUCUCAACCUGAACUUCAUGUUACGAGUCCACAUUCAAUUGAGGUCAAUUGGGAAGCUCCGAUAAAAUCAAAUGGAAAAAUAAUAAGAUAUGAAUUAAGAAGAAAUAAUGAGUUGAUUUUUGUCACUGAUGGUCAACUGAAACGAUAUCAUGAUUUUGGCCUCAGCCCUGGGACAACAUAUACUUACUAUGUGACAGCUUAUAAUAAACGAGGUAGCGUUAAAAGCGACAUAGUCACAGAAAUGACAGAUCCAGCUGCCCCUGCAGGUUUGCAACCACCUGUUUUAAAAUCUGUUUCUUCAUCAUCGAUACAUGCUGUAUGGGAAGCGCCUACAAGUCCAAAUGGAAUCAUUGUCAACUAUACCUUAUAUGUUCGACAUGCUAACAACAAGAAUGACAAAAAGAUUAUCAAAUUGCCAGGAAAUAUAUAUGAACACACAGUUCGUGGACUCUUAUUUUAUGAAGAUUAUUCCUUCUGGUUACAAAGUUGUACACAACUAGGAUGUGUAAUGAGUGAGAGAACUCAACAGAAAACAAAGGAAGGAGUACCAAGUGGACAAUUACCACCUUAUGUAUCUCUCGAUAAACCAGAUGAUGUCAUAUUGCAUAUUUCUUGGGACUCACCACAUAAACCAAAUGGAUUAAUUAACUUGUAUAAAUUAUAUCGUCGUCAAAUCAUUGAAACUGCUUCCUCAAUUGAAACAGUAAAAGGAACAAUUGUUUAUAAUGGAACUGAAAGAUCUUUCUCUGAUUCCAAUUUGACACCUUACACCAAAUAUCAAUACAAAGUGUCAGCACAUAAUGCAGCAGGAGAUGUUACUAGUGAUUGGUCAUCACUAACACGAACUGGAGAAGCAAUUCCUGCCCAAAUGCCAGCUCCAACAUUUGGUCGAAUAACCGAAAGAUCUAUUCAAGUUCUGGCAUCACAACCAGUAAUUCCUAAUGGAGUCAUAAGAACAUACACAAUGUAUGCUCGUAAGAAUAUGUCAUCUGAUCGAUUUCGCGAAAUGACAACAGGAUAUGGACCUGAUCAAACAGCAGUUGGCCUUAUACCUUACACAUCUUAUGAAUUUCAAGUGAAAGCAUGCACUCUCAAACAUCUUUGCUUAAUGAGUCCUUCAGCAUAUGUGACUACAAUGCCAGCUGCACCCCGAGGUCAAAACCCCCCGCAAGCCAUCAAUAUUUCCAGUAAAAAUAUAACGUUGCAAUGGAGUUCACCAAUAGAAUCAAAUGGAAUUAUCAACAGCUAUGAAGUUCACAUGCGGAAGUCUUGUUCUCCUUACCAACCGCUACAAGAGGAAUGUCAUAAGGGAUCAGCAACAAUAUCAUAUGUUGGAGUUGCACAGCAAACUACUAUUGACAAAUUAUCUCCAUAUCAAAAUUAUGAGUUUUGUGUUGUUUCUGUCAAUGAUUAUGGAAGAUCAAAAUCAGGAUGGACAACUGCUACUACAUUAAAAUCAGCACCAAAAUAUGUUGCUCCCAUAUCUGUCACAAGCAAUAUCAGCAGCAUAUAUGUUGAAUGGCACAACAGCUUCAAACUCAAUGGCAUACUCACGCAGUAUGAACUUUCUGACCAUGGAAGAAAUGUGUAUAGUGGAAUUUACACAGCUCAUACUAUGAAACGAACUGCUGCUAUGGUUCAUAAAUUUCAAGUUAAAGUUACAACAGAUUCCGGUAUUGCAACUUCUGCUCCUAUAAUGCAUGAUACUGGAAAAGGGACCUCUUAUAUCCCUGGACCACCAGAUGGGAAUAAUGCUGAAAAACCUAAUAUAACGUCUGCUGCUGUUCCUGUUUAUGAAACAAUAUGGUUCAUCGCUGUUGUUGCACUGAUAUCGAUAAUGUUGAUUUUCACUAUUCUUGCUGUUGUGUUACGAAGAAUAAGUGGAAGAUACGAUGAUCCUCUGAAAUCAGGAUUACCUCCUAAUGUUCCCAGUCAUCAUUUGUUUUCCAACGAUUCUUCAAAUAAUGAUUCUCUUGAAAGAGUUCAGAAAAAUGUUUCUCAUCGAUCAUUCCCCAUAUCAUCGGAUCAUAGUGUACUUCAAGAUACAAGGUUUACAGAUGCAAAUCAAUUUCAAAAUCCAGCAUUCACACAAGAUUGGUCUGCAGGAUUCAACAACUCGGUCAAUGACAACAGUUCCCAGAAGGAAUUUGGAACUAGAAAAGAGAAGAUUGCAUUCGUGGAUACACAUUUAUAAAAUUAUUCAAAACUUUUUUUGCUAUGGAGUCGAAAUUGGAACUAUUUCAGGCAUUUUAUAUCAUAUGAUCAAUGUUAGAUUUCAGAUGGAUUAAAUAACAAUUUUAUCAUCAUUCAUAUCAUUUUUAUGAAAUUUUAAAGAUUAUGUAUGACAUAAAUUGCAUUUUUUUAGAGAACUUAGUACUAAAAAAUGUACUUGCUCUGUAACUUAUUUUUGUGAAUAUUCUAUUUUCAUUUUACUACUAAUAUUUUUGAUUGACGAUAGUUCAAGUGACUGAAAUUAAUUUUUACUGUGAUAUUUGUAGAUAGAAGAAAAAAAUAAAUCAAUUUUUCAGAAUGAACGACAUAUGUGAAAUGUAUUAGUGAUAAAUAUUGCACCAUUCAUCGAUAUAUAACACUUUAUCAUAUGGUAUUUCUAACUUCAAAGUCAAGAAUUUAAUUUUUCAAAAUAUUAAAAUUUUUACAAGUAUGAAUAAAGUGAAUGAAUAAAAUUAUGCCAAAUCACGACAGGUAUUACCAAAACGUCCAAUUUUUAAAUUAGUAAUAAAAACAUGUCUAAUGCUUCCACUGAUCAAAUUGGUUUCAGUUUCAUUUCAAAGUAAACUUCUUAUUCUGUUUCGAAUUUAUAUUUCAAUUUUCCUGAACAGACAGUACCGGUGCACACUAAAACACUAUUGGUUUUCAAACAUGAAUAUUACCAGCAUCACUGGGAGGAUGUUUAAAUAUUAGCUACUUUGAUAAUACUUUUCACUCAGAUUACAUUUUGCAGAAAAUAAUCAUUCAACCUUGAAUA